AUGUUUAGUUGUCGUCUCAAAUGCAUGCUAUGUGCGUCGAUUUUAUGUCUAUUCUUGCCCAAACCCUUUAAUAGCCUAACGCUCUCACCGAGGAAAACUGAUAUUACUUUGACCAACGAUAAUACCAGUGUGUUGGAAAUCGCAGAGGAACUUGGUGCUACAACGUUUCUGGAAUACGUGCACAAAACAAACUUGACGAAGAACUUCACUCAACCAGGACCAUUGACUGUGUUUAUUCCAUCCAACCAGGCUUUUGAAGAAAUUCCAGAUGAAGAGAAGGACCUAUCUGUUAUCAAAACUUUAUUGCUGUACCAUAUCAUACAUGGCCUUCAUCCAAAAAGCACUAUUAAAAACGAGGCGAAAUUUAAAUCUGAAUACAAAAUGGAGGACAAGUAUCUUGACGUCCGUAUGAAUAUCUACCAUAAUGGACAGAUAAUAACAGCAUCUGGUAGUCCAAUUGUUAGUUUUGACAUAAAAGCUUCAAAUGGAAUCGUCCACUUCCUGUCACGUGUUAUGUACCUGCUUCCGGAAUCAGGAACACUCGCUCAACAGGCGUAUACUCCAAUCACACGUUAUGUUGGUUACGGAUUAAUGGAUGGCGGAUUAGCAGAAAAAUUAAACAAAAAAGAGCCGUACACACUUUUUGCUCCGACAGACUUGGCAUUCGAACAAUUACCCAACAAAACUAUGCAAAUACUAAUCGGAAACAAGACUGCCAUUCGACGUCUAAUGGAAAAUCACAUUGUUUCGGGAACAUAUUUCACAAAAGGAAUGAGAGAAAAGGACAAAUUUACGACCCUCCUCGGAGAGACAAUUCAAGUUGAUUCCAUUAAGGGUAAUGUGACCAUCAGUGGUGCGCUCUUACCACUUCCAGAUUUUACGGCAACCAAUGGCGUGAUGCAUUUAACAACAAAAGUCUUUGUUCCAGCAGAUUUCUUUUAGAUUUUCGUUUUUUAUUGAAUUUAAUUCAAUGGU
Molecule: messenger RNA, 975 nt
Organism: Magallana angulata
Lineage: Eukaryota; Metazoa; Mollusca; Bivalvia; Ostreida; Ostreidae
Product: transforming growth factor-beta-induced protein ig-h3-like
Exons: 6
Coding region: 1-942 (313 amino acids)
Biological process (GO): extracellular matrix organization; cell adhesion
Cellular component (GO): extracellular matrix
Molecular function (GO): cell adhesion molecule binding
Source: RefSeq, a predicted model, not a curated record